AUGGCAACACAUAGUACAAAUAAAACACUAAUUUUACAUAUUUAUCAGUCAUUACUUAAGGCCAGUAAAAAUUUUUCAAGUUAUAAUUUUCGAGAUUAUUUUUAUCGACAUACUAGAGAUAGUUUUAGUAAAAAUAAAUUCGAAACUAGACCAUAUAAAAUUUUGGAAUUUAUAAAAAAAUCAAAGGAUGAAUUGGCAACAUUAAAACGGCAAAGCUAUCUAAGUAGUCUUUAUAGUAAUGGAGAAAAAUUAAUUAUUGAAAGAAAUGAUAAUGGUAAUAAAUUGUUAAAAGAUGUUCCGCAUAUUCCACACACUGGCCAUCUAAACUUGACAAAAAGUGCUAAUGCUUCUUGUACACCAGAUCUUGAAAUUGAUAAAAAAUCUUCACAAUCUCAUACUUGUACCUCUUCUUCAAACAGUCAAGAAUCAUCUUCCCUGAAAGAAGAUCAACAACAAGCCAAUAAAAAAGAUCAUAGAGCGAUAGGAAAAUCACAGCAAUUAUUUUUAGUACAUCCUUGGAGCCCAGGUUCUAUUUUCAUGCUUCCUCAUGGAACACGCGUUUUCCAUAAAUUACAAAGUUAUAUUCGUUUAAAAUAUAAGGAAUAUGGUUUUGAAGAAGUCAUGACUCCUAUGAUUUUCAAAAAAGAUUUAUGGGAAAUGUCUGGACACUGGCAAAAUUACCAGAGUGAUAUGUUUACUGUUCAUGAAAAAUCCAUUCCAACUCAAAACGAUCAUCACCACAACGAUAGCGAUUCCAAUGUGAAGCCCAAAUCAGAUAAUGUUUUUGGUUUGAAACCUAUGAAUUGUCCUGGUCAUUGUUUGAUAUUUGAUAACAGUUCAAAAUCAUACCGUGAUUUGCCAUUAAGGCUUGCAGACUUUGGAUCAUUGCACAGAAAUGAAGCAUCGGGAGUACUUACUGGUCUUACUAGGGUUCGACAAUUUCAUCAAGAUGAUGCACACAUAUUUUGUAGGGAAUCGCAAAUAUAUGAGGAAAUAUCUUCAACACUGUCAUUUUUAGAAAAUGUAUAUAAUGAUUUCAAAUUUCCACAUUAUGAGAUGGUUUUAUCUACAAGACAUGAGUCAACUUACAUUGGAGAACUUUCAGAAUGGGAUAUUGCUGAGGAAUCACUUAAAAAGGCAUUGAAUCAAACUGGAAGAAAAUGGACACUGAAUCCAGGAGAUGCAGCUUUUUAUGGCCCAAAAAUUGACAUAAUGGUAAAAGAUGCUCACCAUCGUAUGCAUCAAACAGCAACAAUUCAAUUGGAUUUUCAACUUCCAAAACGAUUCAAAUUAAAAUAUCGAGAUGAAAACGGCUCAGAUAAAACACCAAUCAUUAUACAUCGUGCCAUACUUGGAUCAAUAGAACGUAUGAUGGCAAUAUUAAUAGAACACACCGGCGGGAAAUGGCCUUUUUGGCUGAGUCCAAGACAAGCAAUAAUUAUUCCAAUAGGUGGAACAAAAUCUAUGGAUUAUGCAAAUCAGGUUAAGCAAUCUUUAUCAAAUAGUAAAAGACAUUUUCAAUAUUUCAUAGAUAUAGAUAAUUCAGACAAUAGCUUAAGUAAGAUGAUUAAAACUGCACAGUUAGCACAAUAUAACUUUAUUUUGGUUGUUGGUGAAAAAGAACAAGCCACUCAAACUGUUAAUGUUCGUCAGCGUGAUGAAAGCUCAAUUGAAAACAUGACUAUAGAACAAUUACUAUCACAUUUUGAUUGUUUAACUGAAAAUUAUUUAUUAAUUAACAAAUGUUCAUAA
Messenger RNA from Entrophospora sp. SA101, 1752 nucleotides. The record is from the annotation of a GenBank genome assembly. Lineage: Eukaryota; Fungi; Glomeromycota; Glomeromycetes; Entrophosporales; Entrophosporaceae.